AUGGCGAGUCGGCGGACUGCACGCAUCAUCAGGCCACUGCUGUACACAGCAGGAGCAGGCGCUGUUGGUGGUGGUAUAUUAUAUACAUCUUACAGGCCGCGAGACAUACCCGGAUCUGAAGCAGCGACUGUUCCUCCACCCACAUAUGGCGAGGGUGGAGUCUUUAGACCGCCCAGCUUUCCUCACGUAAAGACAAGAGAUGAGCAGAUAGCGGACCUCAAGCGAAGCAGUGGCAUAGUCACAUCUAGCAUCGAGAAGGUAAAGAGCGGCGUUGCAGGCUUGAUAACUUCCGGCAAAAGUACAGAACCAGGCAGUGGGACCGUGGACGAAGAUCCGUAUGACUUGCUCGUUAUUGGCGGCGGCGCUACAGGUACUGGCAUUGCACUCGACGCAGCCACAAGAGGCUUGAGAGUUGCCCUUGUUGAGCGCGAUGACUUCAGCUCUGGAACUAGCAGCAAGAGUACAAAACUAGUACAUGGUGGUGUUCGUUACCUGGAAAAGGCGGUUUGGGAGCUUGAUUACAACCAAUACAAGCUCGUCAGAGAGGCGUUGCGAGAACGACGGUAUUUCUUGGACACGGCACCGCAUCUCUCAUCCUGGCUGCCAAUUAUGAUCCCAUUAGAUAGUUGGUGGAAAGCUCCAUAUUUUUGGGCGGGCACCAAGUUCUAUGACUUCCUUGCUGGAGCUGAAAACAUCGAGAGCUCAUACUUCCUGACAAGAAGCAAAGCGCUCGAGGCAUUCCCUAUGCUGAAGAAGGAGGGUCUAAAGGGUGCCUUAGUCUAUUACGAUGGAGCUCACAACGAUGCUCGCAUGAAUGUUUCUCUGGCUAUGACUGCUGCCUUGUACGGUGCCACCGUCGUGAACCAUAUUGAGGUUACAAGUCUUACAAAGGAUGCAAACGGCCGGCUCAACGGUGCUAUCGUCAAGGACAGGAUCCAGGAAGCUAACGGACAAAAAGCUGAAGAAUUCAAGAUCCGAGCCAAGGGUGUCAUCAACGCCACUGGACCUUUCACUGACUCUAUUCGCAAAAUGGACGAUCCGACUGUGCAGGAGAUUGUGGCACCAAGUUCAGGCGUGCACGUCGUUCUCCCAGGGUACUUUUCGCCUGCUGACAUGGGCCUAAUUGAUCCGAAGACAUCUGAUGGUAGAGUUAUCUUCUUCCUGCCAUGGCAAGGGAACACAAUCGCUGGCACCACGGAUGCGCCCACAGAAAUCACCCAGAAUCCAAUUGCAGGCGAGGAGGAGAUUGAGUGGAUAUUGAAUGAGAUUCGCGGAUAUUUGCAGCCCGAAAUUAAUGUCCGACGAGGCGACGUUCUUGCCGCAUGGUCAGGUAUCCGUCCACUUGUUCGCGAUCCCAAGGCAAAGAAGACUGAAGGCCUGGUUCGAAAUCACCUCAUUACCACCUCCGAUUCUGGUCUUAUAACAUGUGCCGGUGGAAAGUGGACUACGUAUCGCGAAAUGGCCGAACAAACAGUAGAUGAAGCCAUCAAAGAGUUCAAGCUUCAGACAAAACCAUUGCUAAACCCACCUCGAGUUAGUGGCACCGAGAUUGCCGAUGAAAAAGCUCUUUAUGAUGGGACUUGCCAGACACAUCAAGUCAAGCUUGUUGGUGCCCACGGCUUCUCAAAAACUCUCUUCAUUAACCUCAUUCAGCACUUUGGUGUUGAAACUGAUGUUGCCAAAUAUCUUACCACUGCGUAUGGAGACCGUGCAUGGACUGUAGCUGCACUCUGUGCACCUACGAAUAAGCGCUUCCCAGUUCGAGGUACCAGGAUCUCAGAGCUUUAUCCUUUUGUGGAUGGUGAAGUUCGCUAUGCGGUUCGUCACGAGUAUGCUCAGACGGCUGUCGAUGUGCUUGCGCGGAGAACUCGGCUCGCGUUCUUGAAUGCUCAAGCGGCCCUUGAAGCGCUACCAAAAGUCAUUGAUCUUAUGGCUGAAGAGUUGAAGUGGGAUAAGAAGAGGCAAGACAAGGAAUUCAAGGACGGCGUUGCUUUCUUGGCCAGUAUGGGCCUGCCAAAGGCCAAAUUGGGCCUGACACGAAAGGAAGUCGAGAGCGGGAAGGUGGGCAAAUACCCCGACGAAGAAUACGGGCUUUAUGCACGACAUGACAAGCCUGCAGAGACUCUGGAAAGUGACUCGAAGAUUCCCAGUGGACGAAAUCCAACUCUGGCCUCAGAUUCCCCUGCGAAUAAGUAA
Verruconis gallopava is the source of this 2196-nucleotide messenger RNA. RefSeq lists its product as uncharacterized. The coding region runs from base 1 to 2196 and encodes 731 amino acids. Gene Ontology annotation, biological process: glycerol-3-phosphate metabolic process. The transcript is spliced from 2 exons. The record is from RefSeq and is a predicted model, not a curated record. Gene Ontology annotation, cellular component: mitochondrion; glycerol-3-phosphate dehydrogenase (FAD) complex. Lineage: Eukaryota; Fungi; Ascomycota; Dothideomycetes; Venturiales; Sympoventuriaceae. Gene Ontology annotation, molecular function: glycerol-3-phosphate dehydrogenase (quinone) activity.